Messenger RNA from Centropristis striata (black sea bass), 684 nucleotides. It is a transcript of the gene tnni1c, whose product is annotated as troponin I, skeletal, slow c. Gene Ontology annotation, biological process: muscle contraction. Gene Ontology annotation, cellular component: troponin complex. Lineage: Eukaryota; Metazoa; Chordata; Actinopteri; Perciformes; Serranidae. The record is from RefSeq and is a predicted model, not a curated record.
AUGUCUGAUGAUUGUGUAUCUCUGAUUUCUCUGCUCCAACAAAUUCCACAUGACUAUCACAGUCAAUAUGCACCACCUUCAAAGGCAGUGGCAACACCAAAGCCCAAAAGCAAGAUUUCAGCCUCCCGCAAGCUAUCAUUGAAGAUCCUCUUGCUGGCUCGAGCAACUGAAGAGUUGGAGGCUGAGAAGGCUGCAAGAGAGGAAGAGAAGGUCCGCUACCUGGGAGAUAAGCUUCCACCGCUGCAGCUCAUUGGUUUAAACAUGGACGACCUACAGACACUUUGUAAGGAGAUUAAUGAAAAGAUUGAUGCGGUGGAUGAGGAGCGAUAUGACUGUGAGGCCAAAGUCAUCAAAAACAACAGAGAUAUCCACCAAUUGAAUCUAAAGGUUCAGGACCUUGGAGGGAAGUUCAAGAAGCCAGCUCUGAGGAAGGUGAGAGUGUCCGCAGAUGAGAUGCUGAAAGCUCUCUUUGGAUCCAAAAACAAAGGCUCCAUGGAUCUGAGGGCAAACCUCAAGUCUGUAAAGAAAGAGGACAUCAAGAGAGAACAAGAGAAGGAGCUAACUAUGGAGGUGGGUGACUGGCGUAAGAACGUGGAGGCCAUGUCCGGUAUGGAGGGCAGGAAGAAGAUGUUGAUGCAUGAUGUUAUGGAGAAAGAACUGAAUAAAAAUUCGUAUAAUAAAUAG